GGGCGGGCGGGCUGACAGUGACAGCAGCACACAUGUCACCUGAAGGACACGGACACCAUGCGCUAGGCUCCCCUCCCCCCUGACACAUGUCACACCCCCCGGUCGGCAGGCUGACCGUCCCCGCCGCCAUGUGCUCGCCUCCGUGCCCUCCCCCGUCAGGUGAUCCCCAUCCCCGGCACCAGUGCGGGCUGCACGUUUUCCCGGAUCAUGCAAUCCACGGCCGAGCUGGAUCCCAGAGACGUGUGGAGCAGAUCCAGAGUGAGCGUGCUCGGGGGCGCCGCCUGCCGCUCCAGCUCCUCAUCUUCACGCCGCCUGCUGCACCUCCAGCUGCCGCCGCUCUUAUAAGGGAGCGUCCAAGGAGCCCCUCGUAAGCGUACGUCUCCUCCGCCUUUCCUGCACCGCUUGCCCGGGGGUUACCGCUGCCAUCUGUCGCCUGGAACCUGCAGUGGAGGAUUACAAAGAGAGGGUGGUGUUCCGCUGCGUGUCCUCCCCUCCAGCUGGCUCUCCGGGGGGCUGGCUGCUGCUGCUGCGGGGUGCAGCGAGAUGAGCGCGUCCUGGUCCGGGCUGCUGCCGCUGCUGUUGCUGCUUGGUACUUGCUGUCUUCACCCGGAGAGAGACUGGGUACACGGGGCAAAAACACUCUGUGAAGAGUCUCAGUUUCAGUGUGGGAAUGGACGUUGUAUUACUUCAUUGUGGCAGUGUGAUGGUGAUGAAGACUGUUCAGAUGGGAGUGAUGAAAGGGACUGUGUAAAGAAAACUUGUGCAGAGGCAGAUUUUGUUUGCCGCAACGGCCAGUGCGUUCCCGAGCGAUGGCAGUGUGAUGGAGACCCAGACUGUGAGGAUGGCUCUGAUGAAACAGCUGAGCUGUGCCAUAUGAGAACGUGCAAAGAGACAGAAUUCAGUUGUGGUGCCCGCUCAAUGCAAUGUAUCCCAAUCUCUUGGCUCUGUGAUGGUGAACCGGAUUGUGACUCUGCAGAGGAUGAAGAGAACUGUCGGACUGUGACCUGUAGUCCAGCUGAGUUCACUUGCUCCAAUGGUCGCUGUAUAUCCAGCAGCUUUUACUGCAACGGUCACAAAGAUUGCAGUGACGGUAGUGAUGAAGUGAACUGCACCCCUCCCACAUGUGGGUCUCACGAAUUCCAGUGCAAGAACUCUUCCUGUAUACCUCUGAGCUGGGUGUGUGAUGACGAUGCGGACUGUGCAGAUCACUCGGAUGAGUCUCUAGAACAGUGUGGGCGUCAACCAGUCCCACCCCAGAGGUGCUCACCUAAUGAGAUUCUAUGUGGUUCUGGAGAGUGCAUUCAUAAGAAAUGGCGCUGUGAUGGUGAUGCAGACUGCAAGGACAAGAGUGAUGAAAUGAACUGUCCUUCUCGAACCUGCCAGCCAGAUCAAUUUAAAUGUGUUGAUGGGAACUGCAUACAUGGUACUAGGCAAUGUGAUGGUGUGAGAGACUGCCUUGAUGGCACUGAUGAAAAUCGCUGUAAAAAUGUCAAUCAGUGUUCAGGACCCGGAAAAUUCAAGUGCAAAUCUGGGGAAUGUAUCGAUAUACAUAAGGUGUGCAACCAGCAAUAUGACUGCAAAGACGGGAGUGACGAACCUGCAAAGGAGUGUAAGGUAAAUGAAUGUCUAGUGAAUAAUGGUGGCUGCUCUCACUUGUGCCGUGACUUGGUGGUUGGCUAUGAAUGUGACUGCCCAGCUGGCUUUGAACUGAUCGACAGAAAAACAUGUGGAGAUAUCGAUGAGUGUCAAAAUCCAGGCAUGUGCAGUCAGAUAUGUGUAAACCUAAAAGGAGGAUACAAGUGUGAAUGUAGUAAAGGCUAUCAAAUGGAUCUGUCAACUGGUGUUUGCAAGGCAGUAGGAAGGGAACCUUGCCUCAUAUUUACAAAUCGCAGGGAUAUCCGUAAGGUUGGACUUGAGAGGAAGGAAUAUAUCCAGCUAGUAGAGCAGCUAAGAAACACAGUAGCACUUGAUGCCGAUAUCUCAGGACAGUCUCUCUUCUGGGCCGACACCAUUCAAAAGUCAAUAUUUCGUGCCUCAUUGGACAGCCGUGAUAGCAUAGGAGACUAUAUGACAGUUAUAGAUGGCCUCCAUAGUCCUGCUGCCAUUGCUGUUGACUGGGUCUACAAGAACAUAUAUUGGACAGAUGCUGGAUUAAAGACUAUAUCAGUUUCAAACUUUGAUGGGUCUAAACGGAAGACUUUGUUCAACACUGGCUUGAAUGAGCCAUCUUCUAUUGCUGUUGAUCCAAUCUCUGGGUAUAUUUAUUGGUCAGACUGGGGAGAGCCUGCAAAAAUUGAGAAGGCUGGAAUGAAUGGAAUAGACAGACAACAGUUGGUGACAACUGACAUCCAGCGACCAAGUGGCAUUGUGUUAGAUUUGGUGAAAAGUCGUCUCUACUGGCUUGACUUGAAGCUGCAUCAUCUCUGUAGUGUGGACCUUGCUGGACAAGAUCGACGCAUUAUCCUAAAAUCUUAUGAAUUUUUAGCUCAUCCUCUUGCACUUACUAUAUUUGAGGAUAAGGUCUACUGGAUAGAUGGUGAGAAUGAAGCAAUCUAUGGUGCCAACAAGUUUACUGGACAAGAACUGGAAACCUUGGUUAAUAACCUUAAUGAUGCCCAAGAUAUCAUUGUAUAUCAUGAACUGGUACAGCCUCCAGGAAAAAAUUGGUGUAAAGAGAGACUUGCCAAUGGUGGCUGUGAGUACCUGUGCUUGCCUGCUCCACAGAUAAAUGAUCGCUCUUCAAAAUACACCUGCAUGUGCCCUGAUGGCUUACAGCUUUAUGAUGACCGAAGGUGUAGAAAAGGCAGUAAAGAAGACCAUACUACCAUUCCUACAGCAUUAAAUCCUGAAAAAGCACUUCCAGAGGAAGUCAAUAGUAACACAUCUGUAUAUGAAAGUGCAACCAAGGGUGCUUCUGCAGCCUGGGCAAUUCUUCCUAUCUUGUUACUAGUAAUGGCAGCAACAGGAGCUUACCUUAUGUGGCGGAACUGGCAGCGGAAGAACAUGAAAAGUAUGAAUUUUGAUAAUCCUGUAUACUUAAAAACCACAGAAGAGGACCUCACGAUAGAUAUUGGAAGGCACGGCGCUAAUAUAGGACACACAUAUCCAGCAAUAUCGGUUGUAAAUACAGAGGACGACAUGUCAUGAGCCUGGCUAUACAUAAUUGACAUUUCCCAUCCUCCUUCAGUCUACACUGCUUCAACAGGAUAUUUUGGUUCCAGAUGGUAACCAGUCCAGAAGCUGAACGCGUCCUGCCCCUUAAUGUGGAAGUGUGACUAUUUUGUAUGCGUGACACAGCUGUUACGAAUGGAACCUGCAAUGGAAACCUUUUGUAAAUAUUUCUUACUAAGCUUGUUCAGCUUUUGAAAAGGUUACCAUUUCAUCCAUAGCCCCCAUACCUUAUUUAUUUUCAGUGUUAGCAAUCCUUCACUCCACAUAGGCCAAGUACUGUAUAAAGCACUUUCCAUAAAAGCCAUAUCCCAGCAACAAACCCUGUGCUAUAUAUAGUGAAUGCACCUGUACAUACUUGUAUAGGCAGUUGUACAUAUCUCUGAGAACACAAUCACUAUUCUGAAGCACUUUGAAGUAUUUUUGACUGUAAAUAUUUUCUGUACACUAUGGGUUUUUCUUUUUCUGACUGGGGCAAUGGCAAUAGACUAAAACAAAACGGGUUAUUCAUACGAAAUUGCCAAAUAACUUCUUAACCUUAAACAAUUUUGUAUGCGUGAAUGCAGCUGUAAAUGUGUAUUGACUGUGACCUUUUUUGUAGAGGUAUACAGGGGUGUAUUCCCUAUCAGAACUACUGAAGUUUCUUGAGAAUUAAAUGAAAUGAUUUA
Molecule: messenger RNA, 3836 nt
Organism: Hyla sarda
Lineage: Eukaryota; Metazoa; Chordata; Amphibia; Anura; Hylidae
Gene: VLDLR
Product: very low density lipoprotein receptor
Exons: 19
Coding region: 544-3147 (867 amino acids)
Cellular component (GO): plasma membrane
Molecular function (GO): apolipoprotein binding; calcium ion binding
Source: RefSeq, a predicted model, not a curated record